AUGAGUAAAGGAUAUAUUAAAAUAAUUUUCCCUCUUUUAGUCUCAUUCCUAUAUAUGAGCAAUAAUGUCCUUGCAAAUGAUAGAAAUGAUGGUAUUGAAGCUUUACGAAGAUUUGCUCGACCACCUACUAAUCCUACUGGUGGCAAUGAAGGUUCAGAAGAAUCGAAUGAACAACACUCUUCCGACUUUUAUGUAUACAAGGAACAAGUUAAAGCAGCAGAAGAACUUAUGGAUGAAGCUGAAGAUUUAUUAUCCCGCCAUGCUACAAAUACGAAUGAGUACUCAUUAUAUAAUAAGCUCAGUGAUAACUCAAUUGAAUAUUUUAAGAAAUAUGGAGAAGCAACAAUUUAUAAAUUUAACCAUAAACUAGAGCACCCCGAUAAGUAUAAUUAUAUAGUAGAGAAGAUAUGGAAUCCACAAUUCAGAAAACUUGAUGGUCACACUAUUAAAGAAAAAAUUGUACGUCGAUACUCUCCAGAUUUAGUAAUGAUCCAACACCGUUACACAAAUGAUGAUAUUAUGUUCGAUGGGUAUUACUAUGCUUUAGCAAAAAAAUAUCAAAUAUCAGAUACCACAACUUUGAUUACCUAUGCAACACCUGAUAUAGACGACCAAAAUAGAGCUGAUAAAUUGAAAUUUAAAAAUCCUCUCUUAGAAAGUGCAAACUCAUUCAAACAACAAAUUGAUUCAGAAAAGGAUAUUCAAAAUGGAGAAUUGACAAAAAUGUUUGUUAACUUAUCUGGAUAUCUAAUUAGAAAAAAAGAAGACCACGUUGAUAUUACCUUUGUCCACUCUAUUGAUAUUCAUCAUCGCCCUAAUCUUAAAGACUCCAUAAUUGACAUAGUUCACUCAGCACAAAUACUACAUCUUAUAAAAUUAACCAUCGAAGCUUUCAACGAAUAA
This is a messenger RNA of Plasmodium vinckei vinckei, 903 nucleotides long. RefSeq names its product fam-a protein. Bases 1 to 903 code for a protein of 300 amino acids. The record is from RefSeq and is a predicted model, not a curated record. Lineage: Eukaryota; Apicomplexa; Aconoidasida; Haemosporida; Plasmodiidae. The transcript is spliced from 6 exons.